UUUGCUCCUAUCAUACAAGCGCCAUUUAACGGUUAACUCGGUUGCUGUUCAGUUAGAAAUUUAUCUUUACUUGCCUGUGUUUAAUAAUACUUGUGUGUGUUUUCUGGGAUAUUUAUUGUAAACAUAUACUUGGACAUAAAUAUUUCAAUUGCUUAUACAUUGUAUAAUCUUGUUUGUUGAAAGUUAAUUAUCAAAAUGGCGACAUCUGCGAUUUCUAAAAAUUCUGAUAUGGUUAAAUAUUAUUGUUGUACAAUCUGCGAGAAAGAACGGUCUGUAGAAAUAGAUGCAGAAUUUUACUGUAAAAAAUGUCGCAAGUAUUACUGCAAACCAUGUAUUCACUCUCAUAGACAGCAUGGUUGGUGGUUUAAUAAAAAAUCUCCUUAUGGAAAGGAUAAAAUAAUGAAGUGGCCACUUUCUAAGAAGAUGGAGAAUUAUCUCAUAACUUGCAACAUACACAAGGAUGAAACAAUAACAGCAUUGUGCAAUAGCCAUAGUGAGCUGUGCUGCUUCAGAUGUGUUGAGCUUAAUCACAGCCAGUGCAGUAAAGUGACUCCAAUUAAUGAACUGACUGACACGCAGCCAACAGACCUACAGGGACUGUCAGUGGAGCUGGAAACUGUCCUGGGAGAAAUAAAAAGCCUACAGAUCAGACAGGAGGCUAGUGUUCAGUUAUUGCAGAGAACAUACAAGGAACAUGGGGCAGUCAUGAUAGAACAAAUGCGUGGCAAUUUAAAUACUCAAAUAGAUGAGUGUGGUAAUAGUUGUGUGGGAACCUCGGGCAAAAAUGAGCAAUGUUUAAAAGAAGAAAUGUGUAGGAUUGUUCUUUCUAUCUUGAAUGAAUUUAAUAAUAUUUCUGUGAAGGAACUUAACGAGAUAAAAAAUGAAGUUAUAAGCAUAAAAGGGUCAGUUACAAGUUCUAUUCAUAAAUGCACCAGUCUUCACAAUGACUUGUCACAAUUCCAUGAAAUUGUUCAGAAAAUUGGAGAUCUUAAGGAGCUCUGCCUUAUAGCCAGCAUAAAAUGUAAGCAUAUAAUACAGCAGGCACUGACUCUGCUGGGAAAGUCAGGCAAGGCGUUUAAUGUCCAGAGUAAUACUAAGCACAAUGUGAGAAUACCAAGUGAUUCAGGUAAAUGUUGGAUCAUAGGCAUGUGUGUUCUGACUGAUGGGCAGGUGCUGGUUGCAUACUGGAAGAAUAAGAGGUGCCUGCUGCUGAACCAGCAGUACCAGGUGGUGAGUCACUGUGAUGUGACUGAAUAUGUAUGGGACAUGUGUCAGAUCACACCCAGUGAGGUUGCGGUGGCUGUGGAUGAUAAUGCUAGCAACACACAUAAUGUCCAGUUUAUCACAGUCACUCAGAGCCAGCUCACUCUUGGUAGGAAGCUUGAGUUGCAGCAUGGAUGUACAGGUAUUGCCCACCACCAGGGUGAACUGUUUAUCUGCUCUGGUACUGAACUGUACAAAUACACACUGAAUGGCAAACAGGUGUGCAUCAUCUAUGAAGAUAGAUCAUCUGAUUAUACAGUAUACAAGUGUGCUGUGAGUCCCACAGGAGACAGGCUGUACAUUCUCAGCAAAUACAGGCAGAACAAGCUUCUCACCCUGGCCAGGGAUGGCACACUCCUGGCUACAUACACAGACCCAGCACUAGGUAGCCCACGUGGUCUACAUGUGACCCCUGCAGGCCAGGUGCUGGUCUGUGGAUGCUGGCCCCACACUGUACUACAGGUGGGCUGGGAGGGGCAGAGUAAGCUGGCUACGCUAGCUACUCAGGAGGAUGGAGUGUGGAGACCACGGUCAGUCUGCUACAGCAGCACCACAUCAUCCAUCAUUGUGGGACAGGUGGACGACAUCCUGGUGUUCAGAGUGGAAUAGUGUGUACAUUCGCUGCUGAGUCAGGACAACCAUGCUGAGGAUGUGGUGGACAAGAAUGACCUGACUACGCAGAAGGACAGCACCACCAUUGAUAUCGAGUUGGCCCAGCAACAGCACCAGUCCGGCCUGCAGGAGCCCCAGUCCAGGAAGACCCAUCCACUCACCUGACCCAUAACUCAUCAUACUUGAUAUCCGGAAAAAUGGGGCCUAAUGCAUGUGAUAAAAUUGUUGUCACAGAUAAGCCUGUGCAGUUUGCACAGGCUAAUAAUGGACAACACUUUCCUCUUAAAGAGCACCAGCAUUGAUAUCGAGUUGGCCCAGCAACCGCACGUGUCCUGCCUGCAGGAGCCCCAGUCCAGAACGACCCUUCCCCUCCCCUGACUUCUAACUCUUCUCCCUUGACCUCCUGAAAAUGUCAGCAUCGUUGAACAACUCCGUUCUGCAGGAAAUUCUGAGCAUGAUUCUGUUCUGAACAAACGCAAUGCCCACGUCAAGUUGUCCACACAUAAGCCUGGGUAGUUUUGUUAAGCUAGAGUUCCGCGUGGGCCUGAGAGGGACAAGUGUUACAGACACGAAAAGUAAUAGCAGUAGUUAUGGUAACGCUAACAGUCAGUAGUUGCUGUUAGACAUCACAACAAAUAUCAUGAAGAAUAAAAAGUUCAAUAACUUGUUCCAAUCUUUAUGGGACAAACAGAAAUUGAACGGGAAAAAUUCAAGGAACAAUAAAAGCGUAAGCUUUCCUAGUGGGAUACUUCUGCUGUUGAUAGAUAGGACGACAGUAGGGUUACGGACUGCCCCAGAUUGUCCUCUCAGCAAUCAAAAUAUCAUAAUAGAACGGACUUUUGGCAAUGUUACUGACAAAGAAAAGCAGUAAUGACUUGGUUGUGAAUACCCAGAGCACGAUACAUCCAUGCUGACACAGAAAGGCAGUAAAGACUUGGUUGUGAAAACCCAGAGCACGCUAGAUCCAUGCUGACAAAGAAAGGCAGUAAUGACUUGGCUGUGAACACCUCGAGCACGAUACAUCCAUGCUGACAAAAAAGGCAGUAAUGACUUGGUUGUGAACACCUAGAGCAUUAUACAUCCAUGUUGACAAAGAAAGGCAGUAAUGAUUUGGUUGUGAACACCCAGAGCCUGAUACAUCAAUGCUGAAAUAGAAAGGCAGUAAUAACUUGGUUGUGAACACCCAGAGCAGGAUACAUCCAUGGGGUGUGCAUCAGACACUAAUUCUGCAUAUUAUUGUAAACAAGUUGCUAAAAGUGAACACGUCUGGUUUUGUUAUGAGCACUUCCCACUCAGAGCCCAAAUGUCCUUGCAUUGAAUCGAUGCAAAAGAAGACUUUGAAAAAUGACAGCAGUUGUGUUGUGUGGUCCAGUAAUCCUUUCAACUCUCAACCUGAAGUUUAUCAAAACUCAAUCUAAGCCCUUUGCAAUAUCACACCUUGCAACACAGUGUACUUUGCCAUGAAUGUUUCGUGGUUUAAAACACCAAAAUUUCAAUUUAAAGUUUGUGCGCGUAACAUAUUGAUACAUUGCUAUUCUGAGUUCUAAUUGCGAUAUCCUAAAUAUCAAUACUAGAUGAAAUGUUUGGCAUUGAAAAACGGGUGUGUAAAGUAAUUUGUUACAGUGCAUAUUCAUUUGUCACUAAAAAAAUCAGGGUUUAGUUUGCUUGUCAUUUCCUUUUUAGCAAACAUUAUUAGACAACAAAACGAACGUCGUUUAAGUAAUAGUCCAAGACAAUUCCGACCCAGUUUGGGCACAAAUACAACAACUAAUUAAAGAAAUUCAGUUUGUCUUGCGUCAGCCUACAUGAAGCAAGCUUCUUAUAAACAUCUCCCAAGUUGGCUACAUCAACGCUUCCAACAGCUGAGCUGGGCAUCUACACAUUGUUCCGAACGAGUUGCUCGAAUUGAAACGAUCUCAUCCAACAGAGAGCAAGCUCUGCGUGACUCAUCUGUUAAUGUGACUGACCUCGAUAUGUUGCUUUCCAAUAAUGUGAACCUUACUCCAGAUUAGCUGUCUGCGAUUGACGCAAUUCAAUAACAGUUGUUGUCAGGAAUAUCCGGCUUUGGGAUGGCGAUUUGGCGUCGGGGGCUUCAUCUCUGUCUUUGGCCUGGUUGCAGCAUAAGCAGCAACAAGAACAACAAUUAGUAUAAGAGAUGUGAUCUGGGAUAUGGGGCUUCAUGUAUGUGCUUAAAGUGUCAUCCCAUAUUAGCCUGUGCAGACUGCACACACAUUUAGUCCUAUUAAAAAGUCAUCCCAUAUUGGCCUAUGCAGACUGCGCAUACAUUAAGUCAUAUUAAAGUGUCAUCCCAGAUUAGCCUGUGCAGCUUGCACAUACAUUAAGUCCUAUAUAAGUGUCAUCCCAGAUUAACCUGUGCAGACUGCACAUACAUUAAGUCCUAUUAAAGUGUCAUCUUAGAUUAGCCUGUGCAGACUUCACAUACAUAAAGUCCUAUUAAAGUGUCAUCCCAGAUUAGCCUGUGCAGACUGCACAUACAUUAAGUCCUAUUAAAGUGUCAUCCCAGAUUAGCCUGUGCAGACUGCACAUACAUUAAGCCCUAUUAAAGUGUCAUCCCAGAUUAGCCUGUGCAGACUGCACAUACAUUAAGACCUAUUAAAGUGUCAUCUCAGAUUAGCCUGUGCAGGCUGCACAUACAUUAAGUCCUAUUAAUGUGUCAUCCCAGAUUAGCCUAUGCAGACUGCACAUACAUUAAUUCAUAUUAAAGUGUCAUCCCAGAUUAGCCUGUGCAGGCUGCACAUACAUUAAGUCCUAUUAAGGUGUCAUCCCAGAUUAGCCUGUGCAGACUGCGCAUACAUUAAGUCAUAUUAAAGUGUCAUCCCAGAUUAGCCUGUGCAGCUUGCACAUACAUUAAGUCCUAUAUAAGUGUCAUCCCAGAUUAGCCUGUGCAGACUGCACAUACAUUAAGUCCUAUUAAAGUGUCAUCCCAGAUUAGCCUGUGCAGACUGCACAUACAUUAAGUCCUAUUAAAGUGUCAUCCCAGAUUAGCCUGUGCAGACUUCACAUACAUUAAGACCUAUUAAAGUGUCAUCUCAGAUUAGCCUGUGCAGACUGCACAUACAUUAGGCCCUAUUCAAGUGUCAUCCCAGAUUAGCCUGUGCAGACUGCACAUACAUUAAGCCCUAUUAAAGAGUCAUCCCAGAUUAGCCUGUGCAGACUACACAUACAUUAAGCCCCAUUAAAGUGUCAUCCCAGAUUAGCCUGUGCAGACUGCACAUACAUUAGGCCCUAUUCAAGUGUCAUCCCAGAUUAGCCUGUGCAGACUUCACAUACAUUAAGUCCUAUUAAAGUGUCAUCCCAGAUUAGCCUGUGCAGACUUCACAUACAUUAAGACCUAUUAAAGUGUCAUCUCAGAUUAGCCUGUGCAGACUGCACAUACAUCAAGUCCUAUUAAAGUGUCAUCCCAGAUUAGCCUGUGCAGAUUGCACAUACAUCAAGUCCUAUUAAAGUGUCAUCCCAGAUUAGCCUGUGCAGAUUGCACAAACAUCAAGUCCUAUUAAAGUGUCAUCCCAGAAUAUCCUGUGCAGAUUGCACAUACAUCAAGUCCUAUUUUCAUAGAAUGAGGCUCAUAUAGUUGACUUAACAUCAGUCCUUUUUCUGCCUGAUUGAAGAAAAGCUCCUAACAUCAAAUGUGAAUUAUUCGUUUUUAAAUUGAUCAAACUUGGAAAAUAAAUAAAAAAUAAAAGUUGAUCUGAUAUCAGUUUUAGUCAUAAAAGGUCAGAAUAUAGUUUUGUCUAUUUUUGGGCCAAAAUUUAAACCCUGAACCAAAAGUUUCUCCUUGCAUAAUUAAAAUAUCUGCUUAAAUCGAAUUGUUGAAUUCUCUUUAAUUUGAGCAAAAAAAUAUUUAAAUGCAUUCAGCACAUUUAAAAAUUAUUUUCUUCAUUUAUUUUCAAUAUUUAAUUUAAUUCCUGCAUUUUGUUUUAAGAGCCUGUUCCUCCUGGUCCAGGACCUUUGGACAAAUGUUCAAAUAGUACUACCCACAGGAUGAAGCCACUCUGAAUCCGGGGCUCCAUACUUUCUUGGCCAGGGGCCAAGACUACCUCGUCAAUAAGCAGAGCACCAGCAUUGAUAUCGAGUUGGCCCAGCAACCGCACAAGUCCCGCCUGCAGGAGCCCCAGUCCAGAACAACCCUUCCCCUCCACUGACUUCUAACUCCUCCGCCUUGACUUCCUGACUCAAAAAGUCAGCAUCAUUGAACAACUCUGUUCUGCAGGAAAUUCUGAGUAUGAUUCUGUUCUGAACAAAUGCAAUGCCCAUGUCAAGUUGUCCACAUAUAAGCCUGGGUAGUUUUGUUAAGCUAGAGUUCCGCGUGGGCCUGAGAGGGAUGAGUUUUACAGACACGAAAAGUUAUAGCAGUAGUUAUGGUAACGCUAACAGUCAGUGGUUGCUGUUGGACAUCACAACAAAUAUCAUGAAGAAUAAAAAGUUUAAUAACUUGUUCCAAUCUUUAUGGGACAAACAGAAAUUGAACGAGAGAAAAUCAAGGAACAAUAAAAGCGUAAGCUUUCCUAGAAUGAUACUUCGGCUUUUGAUAGUUUGGCGACAGUAGGGUUAUGGACUGCCCCAGAUUGUCCUCUCAGCGGCCAAAAUAUCAUAAUACAAUGGACUUUUGGCAAUGUUACUGACAAAGAAAGGCAGUAAUGACUUGGUUGUGAAUACCCAGAGCACUAUACAUCCAUGCUGACACAGAAAGGAAGUAAUGACUUGGUUGUGAAAACCCAGAGCACGCUACAUCCAUGCUGACAAAGAAAGGCAGUAAUGACGUGGUUGUGAACACCUCGAGCACGAUACAUCCAUGCUGACAAAGAAAGGCAGUAAUGACUUGGUUGUGAACACCUAGAGCAUGAUACAUCCAUGCUGACAAAGAAAGACGAUAAUGACUUGGUUGUGAACACCCAGAGCACGAUACAUCCAUGCUGACAUAGAAAGGCAGUAAUGACUUGGUUGUGAACACCCAGAGCACGAUACAUCCAUGCUGACAUAGAAAGGUAGUAAUGACUUGGUUGUGAACACCCAGAGCACGAUACAUCCAUGCUGACAUAGAAAGGCAGUAAUGACUUGGUUGUGAACACCCAGAGCACGCUACAUCCAUGCUGACAAAGAAAGGCAGUAAUGACUUGGUUGUGAACACCUAGAGCACGAUACAUCCAUGCUGACAAAGAAAGGCAGUAAUGACUUGGUUGUGAACACCUAGAGCAUGAUACAUCCAUGCUGACAAAGAAAGACGGUAAUGACUUGGUUGUGAACACCCAGAGCACGAUACAUCCAUGCUGACACAGAAAGGCAGUUAUGACUUGGUUGUGAACACCUAGAGCAUGAUACAUUCAUGCUGACAAAGAAAGACGUUAAUGACUUGGUUGUGAACACCCAGAGCACGCUACAUCCAUGCUGACAUAGAAAGGCAGUAAUGACUUGGUUGUGAACACCCAGAGCACGAUACAUCCAUGCUGACAUAGAAAGGCAGUAAUGACUUGGUUGUGAACACCCAGAGCACGAUACAUCAAUGCUGACAUAGAAAGGUAGUAAUGACUUGGUUGUGAACACCCAGAGCACGAUACAUCCAUGCUGACAUAGAAAGGCAGUAAUGACUUGGUUGUGAACACCCAGAGCACGCUACAUCCAUGCUGACAAAGAAAGGCAGUAAUGACUUGGUUGUGAACACCUAGAGCACGAUACAUCCAUGCUGACAAAGAAAGGCAGUAAUGACUUGGUUGUGAACACCUAGAGCACGAUACAUCCAUGCUGACAAAGAAAGACGGUAAUGACUUGGUUGUGAACACCUAGAGCACGAUACAUCCAUGCUGACAAAGAAAGGCAGUAAUUACUUGGUUGUGAACACCUAGAGCAGGAUUCAUCCAUGCUGACAUAGAAAGACGGUAAUGACUUGGUUGUGAACACCUAGAGCACGAUACAUCCAUGCUGACAUAGAAAGGCAGUAAUGACUUGGUUGUGAACACCCAGAGCACGCUACAUCCAUGCUGACAUAGAAAGGCAGUAAUGACUUGGUUGUGAACACCCAGAGCACGAUACAUCCAUGCUGACAUAGAAAGGCAGUAAUGACUUGGUUGUGAACACCCAGAGCACGAUACAUCCAUGCUGACAUAGAAAGGCAGUAAUGACUUGGUUGUGAACACCUAGAGCAUGAUACAUAUAUGCUGACAAAGAAAGACGGUAAUGACUUGGUUGUGAACACCCAGAGCACGAUACAUCCAUGCUGACAUAGAAAGGCAGUAAUGACUUUGUUGAUAACACCCAGAGCACGAUACAUCCAUGCUGACAUAGAAAGGCAGUAAUGACUUUGUUGAUAACACCCAGAGCACGAUACAUCCAUGCUGACAUAGAAAGGCAGUAAUGACUUGGUUGUAAACACCCAGAGCACAAUACAUCCAUGCUGACAUAGAAAAGCAGUAAUGACUUGGUUGUGAACACCCAGAGCACAAUACAUCCAUGCUGACAUAGAAAAGCAGUAAUGACUUGGUUGUGAACACCCAGAGCACAAUACAUCCAUUGGGUGUGCAUCAGACGCGAAUUCUGCCUAUUAUUGUAAACAAGUUGUUAAAAGUGAACAUGUCUGGUUUUGUUAUGAGCACUUCCCACUCAGAGCCCAAAGGUCCUCUCAUUGAAUCGAUGCAAAAGAAGACUUUGAAAAAUGACAGCAGUUGUGUUGUGUGGUCCAGUAAUCCUUUCAACUCUCAACCUGAAGUUUAUCAAAACUCAAACUCAGCCCUUUGCAAUAUUACACUUGCAACACAGUGUACUUUACAAUGAAUGUUUCGCAGUUUAAAACACCAAAAUUUCAAUUUAAAUUUUGUGCACGUAACAUAUUGAUACAUUGCUAUUCUGAGUUCUAAUUGCGAUAUCCUCAAUAUCAAUAAUAUAUGAAAUGUUUGGCAUUCAAAAAAGAGGUGUGUAAAGUAAUUUGUUACAGUGCAUAUUCAUUUGUCACUAAAAAGAUCAGAUUUUAGUUUGCUUGUCAUUUCCUUUUAAGCAAACAUUAUUAGACAACAAAACAAACGUUUUUUAAGUGAAAGUGCAAGACAAUUCCGACCCAGUUUGGGCACAAAUACAACAACUAAUUAAAGAAAUUCAGUUUGUCUUGCGUCAGCCUACAUGUAGGAAGCCUCUUAUAAACAUCUCCCAAGAAGGCUACAUCAACGCUUCCAACAACCGAGCUGGGCAUCGACACAUUGUUCCGAACGAGUCGCUCGAACUGAAACGAUCUGAUUCAACAGAGAGCAGGCGUUGCGUGACUCGUCUGUUAAUGUGACUGACCUCGAUAUGUUGCUUUCCAAAAAUGUGAGCCUUACUACAGAUGAGCUGUCUGCGAUUGACGCAAUUCAACAACAGUUCCGGGUUUGGGAUGGCGAAUUGGCGUCAGGGCUUCAUCUCUGUCAUUGGCCUGGUCGCAGCAGAAGCAGCAACAAGAACAGCAAUAAGUUUAAGAGACGUGAUCUGGGAUAUGGGGCUUCAUGAAUGUGCUUUAAGUGUCAUCCCAUAUUAGCCUGUGCAGAAUGCACAUACAUUGAGUCCUAUAUAAGUGUCAUCUCCGAUUAGCCUGUGCAGACUGCACAUACAUUCAGUCCUAUUAAAGUGUAAUCCCAUAUUAGCCUGUGCAGACUGCACAUACAUUAAGUCCUAUUAAAGUGUCAUCCCAGAUUAGCCUGUGCAGACUGCACAUAUAUUACGCCCUAUUAAAGUGUCAUCUCUGAUUAGCCUGUGCAGACUGCACAUACUUUAAGCCCUAUUAAAGUGUCAUCUCAUAUUAGCCUGUGCAGACUGCACAUACUUUAAGCCAUAUUAAAUUGUCAUCCCAGAUUAGCCUGUGCAGACUGCGCAUACAAUAAGUCCUAUUAAAGUGUCAUCCCAAAUUAGCCUGUGCAGACUGCACAUACAUUAAGUCCUAUUAAAGUGUCAUCCCAGAUUAGCCUGUGCAGACUGCACAUACAUUAAGCCCUAUUUUCCCAGAAUGAGGCUCAUAUAGUUCACUUAACAUCAGUAUUUUUUCUGCCUGAUUGAGAAAAAGGUCCAAGCAUCAAAUGGUAAGUAUGUUUUUUUUUUAAUUAAUCCACUUGGUACAUAAAUAGCAAAUAGCAAUUGAUCUAAUAUCAGGUUUAAUCAUAGAAGGUCAAUGCAUAGUUUUGUCUACAUUUCGGCCGAAAUUCAGCCCUUGAACCAAGCGUUUAUCCUUGCAUACAAAAUCCGCUGUAAUAGACUUGUUAAAUUGUAUUUAUUUUCUCAAAACAAUUAUUUAAAUGACUUCAGCACAUAAUACAAUUAUUCCCUUCAAUAUUUAUUUAAGUUCCUGAAUUUUGUUUUAAGAGCCGGUUCCUACAGGAUCCCAUGCAGUCAUAGAUCGGUACCCAGCUGAACAACAGGCUGUUUGGUAAGCUGGGCCCGGAUAGGUGCAGCCAGUCUAAAGCUGGGGCUCCAAACUUUCCUGCCAAGUGGGCUGAUUUUACCUCUUCUACAAGAAUGAAUUAAUUAUUUGGUUUACAUGGACAUACCGGUAUGUCAGUGAUGCGCAAAGAGCUGGUUUUCUGUUCACAGAGAAAUAUCCUAACAACUCCAACUCAGCCACUACAUCUCAAUAGACAACUCGAAUAUCAAGGCGUUAAGUUUCUUCUGGAUGCAGUUACACUCACAGCUUUCAAGCCAGAAGCUGUUGAUUUAUUGAGAUUUUCUCCUCUCUAUGUUACCUGACCUGCUGCCUGUGAACAUCCUGCGCAUAGAACCUUUAUCUCAUUCGAUGUUAUUAAACCGGCCAAUCAAAAAGACAGCCUGUUACAGCACUUGUCAUUAGAUUGACGCCAUGCAUGCCUGAGCAUUUACGAUGGAAUUCCUCAUCUUGAAAUAUUGGGAAGGCAGGAAAACGCCUGUCAAUGUUAAGACAAAAAUGAGGGAAUGACAAAGAACAAUAAGACCAGCCAAGUCCUGUGAUCAGCCAAGUCCUGUGAUCAGUCAAGUCCUGUGAUCAGCCAAGUCCUGUGACCAGCCAAGUCCUGUGACCAGCCAAGUCCUGUGACCAGCCAAGUCCUGUGACCAGCCAAGUCCUGUGACCAGUCAAGUCCUGUGAUCAGCCAAGUCAUGUGAUAAGCCAAGUUUUAGGAUCAGCUUAGUUCUGUGGCCAGCCAAUUCAUGCGACACGCCAAGUGUUUUUACCAGCCAUGUCCUAUGACCAGCAGCUUUGUCUCGUGUGUACAGUCUGAUUGUAUGGGAAGAAAAAUCUACAUUUCAUAUUGUAUGGGUAUAAUGAUACUGAAAGUAUCAUGAUGAUUAAGUAUUUUGUUAUAUAUUGGUGAAACUUAGUAAUAGCAGUAAUGUAAAGUAUUAUUUCAAGAGCAAACUAAUGCAAGUACUACUAUUUUGUCUGUAUUCAGAAACUGACUCUAUAUAGCUUUAUCCUGAUUAUCGUAAACAGACAGACAAAAUGAUUGUACAAUUGUUUUUUUUAAACAUUGAUUUUAAGCCUUCACAAAGUUGUUUAAAUAAUGCUGAUACCUUGGACAAUAUUUAACUAAUUUAUUGUAUAAACAAGACAUGCUUAUUUUUAGUUUUUACCUAUAAAAUAGCAAUAUGUGCUAGGUAAAACAAUUGAUCAGAACGGUUCAUAAUUGUGAUGCUUCUAUUUUGAUAUGUCUGUCAUUCUGUCCGUGUACAUUUAUCAUCAGUUUGCUCUUUUUAGGCAGUAUUUUAUCAAGAAUUUCAUGUAGUGAUGUAAUAGUAAAAUAUCAAAUAAUAAUUUGUUUUAUUCAAACUAUAUUAACCUUCUGUUAAUUAUCAAUUUAUUUAUUGAUAACAGAUACUUUGUUUAAUAUAAACAAUAGUUAAGCGCGUUAUAAAAAUUGUGUGAAUGUACAUGCAUAAUAUUGCUAUAAUUAAUGCACACAUUAAUGGAAAAACUAUUUAAAUAAAGUAAAAUUUUGAAGUGCAUCUUAAUUGUAUUGGAGUUUGUUUAAUUAUUAAAAAAGUAUGCUUUCAUUGUUGAAAAUAUGAUAGUAAUUCCUCCACAAGUAAUUUUGUUUCGAAGUGAGUAUUUUCGUGAAUAAUGAUCCUAGAUAUGGUUGUAGAUUGUUCUUGUUGUAUCAUAUUCUGACAGGCUCAUCAUUUAUGUUGACAUUUGCAUUCUAGCAUUAAAAGUUCAUUAUGCUUUAAAUAUUUGUAUGUACACAUUUGCGACCAGCUUUUCUAAUGUAAUAAGCGAAUAAUGUAACACAGACUUAUGUGUCACUGUAUAUAUGUUUAUUUUGUCAUUUGUAAAUAGAUCAACUGCAAAGCUAAUGUUUUUGUUUGUACAAUAUUCAUAGAAUGUUGCCAUUUCAAACAGAUACAUUCACUGUUUUAAUUCAUUUGUACAAAAUUGUUUCAUAUUAAACAUCAUUUACAUAUCAGGCUAUAGAGAAAAAGAAUUGCUUUGGAUGAAUGAGCACAUUAACCUGUACCUGUAUAGUAAAUUAAGACAUGAAGAAUAUCAGAUUAUUAACAUAAUAAUAUACUUUAAGCAUUAGAAACACCUUGUUUUAUGUCAAGCUUUUCAGUGAAUAUAAUUAAGCAACUAUUAUCUGGAAAUUUGGAAAACAGUGAAGAACGAUUCAAGGGAGAGCAACUGUGAUAUACUAAAUAAAAGUCGUCUCCCUUGUUAGAGUAUAAUUGUACCUCUCAACGUAACAAGAACAUUGAAUCUUUUUUUAUAUUAUUCCACACUAUAAACUUUAUAGUAUAUUCAUUCAAUAAUCACUAAAGAAAUAUGGUUUGCAUAAUUGUUUAUUUCUAUGCGUUAUACCAAAUUCACCAGUAUGGCAUCAAUUUAAGUUCAUCAUAUUUUUAUUGCCAAAAUUGGCCAUACAGUGCUAAAAAUUUGGUAUUCUGACUAUUAUUAGUGCAUGUUCUCAUACAAUAUCACAUUGUAUAUUAUAACACCGAAGCAAUUCUGACUAUUAUUAGUGCAUGUUCUCAUACAAUAUCACAUUGUAUAUUUUAACACUGAAGCAAUAUGUGUUAAUAUAUUAAUUUUUAUUUAUUGACUUGUUGUUGCUUGUUAAGGUGUCUAAUUUUGAAUUAUAGCUGUUAAUUGAUUGUGACUAUUUUCCAGUUUUGAAUGAUUGCUUUUAGUUGAUUGUUUACAAGUUUUGUAAAAGCUGUUUUCAUGUUGACUGCUCCACAUUAAAUGUCGUUGACGCACAUUCACUGCGGCCAGGUUCCGUAAAACUCCCAUCUCAUCUGAUGUCUUAUGAUUGGAUUCCAUACAUAGUGGUUGUUUAUACUCAGCUUGCUUUGCAUUAAACAUGUCUGCUUUGUUGUUGAACAAUUAUACACAGCUUUUUAUUAGACAAAAUUGUGUAAUAUUUCAAAUUUUUUAUAUCAAUUUUUUAUUUCGAACAAAAAUAUAUUUUGUUUAUUUGUUUGUAUAUUUAGCUAUAAUAAAAUUGUUUCUAUAAUAUAUAAACAACAUAUUUAUAAGAAAUAAACUAUAUUGGUAAAAGUAGAUUUAAGGUUCAAAAUCAUGUCUUAAUUUGUUCGAUUAUCCCAAAUUAACAUUUUGCAAAAGCAAAACUUGUUGAAUAAAGAAAACUUUAUGCAACGUACCACCAGGUCUUUUAACCAUUGAUUGUGUAUCACUAACGAUCAGGACUUUAUCAGGGAUUAAUAAUUGCCUUUGCAUGGCUAUAAUGUUUGUGUUAUUGAAUUGAAUAAUUUCUGUAGUUUGGUGCACAUUAAUUGUUUUUUUUAAGACAUAGCACAUGUCAUUUAAUAUAGUAUCAUUGUAGUUUUGGUAUGUUUAGGGAUAUAAUCAUGUUAAUGUAUGUGAUUUGCUGAUCCAUUUCUUGUUGUUUCACUCCAUUUAAUGUAUAUAGCCAUGCAUAGAGCAGGAAUCUUGUUGUACUGUGAAACAAAUGUUGUUAUAGCAAAUAAAAAAUGUAUGUUAA
Molecule: messenger RNA, 13817 nt
Organism: Dreissena polymorpha
Lineage: Eukaryota; Metazoa; Mollusca; Bivalvia; Myida; Dreissenidae
Exons: 10
Coding region: 196-1872 (558 amino acids)
Molecular function (GO): zinc ion binding; protein binding
Source: RefSeq, a predicted model, not a curated record